Messenger RNA from Chenopodium quinoa (quinoa), 1968 nucleotides. RefSeq names its product putative disease resistance protein RGA1. Gene Ontology annotation, biological process: defense response to other organism. Lineage: Eukaryota; Viridiplantae; Streptophyta; Magnoliopsida; Caryophyllales; Amaranthaceae. The coding region runs from base 1 to 1968 and encodes 655 amino acids. The record is from RefSeq and is a predicted model, not a curated record. The transcript has a single exon. Gene Ontology annotation, molecular function: ADP binding.
AUGGCAGAAGGAAUUAUUUCCGAUUUAGUUGCAAAAUCCUUGGUUUCCUUGGGUAAACCUGCCUUUAAAGAGGUUGUUUCUUGGUGGGGUGCUCGAGAUGAUCUAAAGAAGCUUGAAAAUACCAUGACUUUUAUCCAGGCUCGAGUUUGUGAUGCUGAGAGGCGCCAAGAAGGAGAGAAUAGUGAGCUGAUCAAGCUCUGGCUUCGGAAGCUGAAGCAAGUGCUGUACCGAGCUGAUGAUUUGUUUGAUCACGUCCUUACUCUUGACCGCCAGAAUAUGCGGGUUGAGAGGAGCACGCUGGCAAAGGUAAGCAUCCUAUUCUCAAAGUCUGGCCCCUUUUUCAAUAAUAGAAAAUUGGCUCAUGAGAUCAAGUCUAUAAGGAAAGAACUUGAUGCCAUCAAGUCAGAUAUGGAUGGCUUGAACUUGAGUGCUAACCUUGUAGCAGGACUGCCAUUGCCAAUGGAGCGUUUAAUAAGCAAUAGACAAACAGCAUCUUUUGUGAAAGUAGAAGAUGUCAUAGGAAGAGAAAAUGAUAAAAACAUUAUAAUUGGGAUGCUUUUUGAUCCCAAAUUUGAUGAUGGGAAAAGGAUUACUGUGAUUCCAAUUGUGGGGUUUGGGGGUCUCGGAAAAACAACUCUUGCUCAACUGAUUUUUAAUGAUGAGAUUAUUAGGAAACAUUUUCAUCUUACUGAAUGGGUCUGUGUGCCUGAGGUAGGUGAUCAAAAUACUAUAAUGAGGCGAGUUUACCAAUCCUUCACUGGUGAUAAGGAUUCUGAUAGACUCUUAGUUGGUCAGAUUAAAUCAGGCAUCCAAAAAUCUAUCAAAGAUAAGAAGUAUCUUCUUGUCUUAGAUGACAUAUGGGAUGAAAGUCGGGAUAGUUGGUUGGAUCUCCUUAAUUUGCUAGGAUGUGGUGCAAGUGGAAGUAGAGUAAUUGUUACAACACGCUCUGCUAAUGUUGCAAAAGUUGUUGGGACAACAGAAGCCCACAAUCUAGGACUCCUGACAACAGAGGAGUCUUGGAAUCUUUUCAAACAAUUUUCCUUUAACUUGAAACAAGAAGAGAGUAAUCCUAUUUUGACUAUAUUUGCGAAGGAGAUCGUUGAUAGCUGCGGAAAUGUUCCCCUUGCUAUCAGGGUUGUUGGAGGCCUUCUCUACUCUGUAAAUAGCGAGAAAGAGUGGCAACGAAUCAGAAAUGCUCGACUCUCAAAGACAAAGUUGAAGGAAGACAAUAACAUCAUGCAAGUGUUGAAGUUGAGUUAUGACUACUUGUCACCGCCAUUAAAGCAAUGCUUUGCUUACUGUUCAUUGUUUCCCAAGGACUAUUCUUAUUAUAAGAAUCAUUUGGUUAGAUUUUGGAUGGCGCAAGGAUAUUUUGAUCCAUCAAGUUCAGAGAUUGGAGAGCAAUACUAUAUGGAAUUGUUGGGAAGGAAUUUAUUUCAUAAUCCGGAAUUUAGUGAAGAAGGGAACAUUAUUUUCUGUGAAAUGCACGAUUUAGUGCAUGACUUGGCUCAAGAUAUAGCUGGUGAAGAGAUGAAGCUAUUGGUUGAGCCGUCAAACCUAAUAACUACUGAUGGAGUUAUGCAUGUGAGUGUUGAAGUUGAAUGGCUGGAAAAUGCUGGAUGGGAAGCUCCAGUGUCAUUGCUUGCUGCUAGGAAGUUGCGGUCCUUGAGGCUAUUUAGCUUCGAUUGGAUUAAUAAUACGAGUAUUAUAAAAGCAUCAUCUCUUGAAAUGAUGGUUUUGAAAUUUCAGUGUCUGCGCGUCUUAAACUUAAUGGGUAUGAAGAUCUUUGUGGUCCCUAAUACUGUAGGGAAGUUGAGACAUCUAAGAUACCUUAACCUUGCAUGGAAUGAUCGUAUCAGAAGUAUUCCAGAUGACGUAACAAGAUUAGAGAACCUGCAAACACGGACCUCUGUGGUUGCUUCCUACUGGAUAAGUUGCCAAGAGGUUUUGGCAAAUUGGCCAACUUGA